CUGAAUUCAUGACAUGGAAACCAAAAUCAUCUACUUCACGGUGAACGGAAAACCGGAGCAAGCCGAGUUCCCGGUGGAUUGUCCUGCACAGGAUGUCAAAGAUCUGUUCCGAGCUGCAGCCGAGGCCGGACCCCACGACAUCCUGAAGCUGUACAACCCCAAAGGCAGCAUCAUCAACAUCUCCCAGAACCUGGAGCCCAACACCUCCAGCUCAUGCUACAAGCUGGAGGUGGUGGCUGCAGACUGCAACACCAACUUGGAACUUUGCACAACCUCAUUGAUGCUGUGUGAUGUCAGGCUGCAGGGCCUGGAGAAGAAGAUCCUGAUCGAGGCCGGUGAGACUCCUGCAGUCGUGUAUGAGAUGAAGAAACAGGUGGAUUCAUUCAGGGAGAAACUAGAGAGUGUGGAGCACCUGAGCUGGCUGGGACUGUUUAAAGACCUUUCAGAGGGAACGCACAAACCCUCCCCGUUCUACCACAAGAGAUCUCUGCAUAAAACCAGGAAAGAGUGUGAGCAUGUCCGGGAAAAGUUUCUUCAAAUGAGCUCCCUGGAGGUAUCCGAGGAAGUGAGGCAGUAUUUAAAGACUCCAACCUUUGACAACUGGCAGUGGGAGGAUGCAGAGAUCAUGGUGCUCCUGCAGGUCAUGUACACAGAUUUAGAUUUCAUAGCCACGUUCAACAUCGAGCCCGAAGUGCUGCAACAGUUCCUGUUCGAAGUUUAUCGACGAUACAACAACAUCCCUUUCCACAACUUCAAGCACUGCUUCUGUGUAACCCAGAUGAUGUAUGGUUUGAUCUGGCUGACUGACCUGAGGAGCGAGAUGGACAGCAUCGACCUACUCAUCAUGUUGACCUCUGCCGUCUGCCACGACCUUGACCACACAGGAUACAACAACGCCUAUCAGAUAAAUGCUCGGACCGAACUCGCUCUCCGCUACAACGACAUCUCUCCCCUGGAGAACCACCACUGUGCUGUGGCGUUUGAGAUACUGGAGAAGUCAGAGAGCAACAUCUUCAGAAACGUCUCCAUGGAUCAAUACAAGCGGAUAAGAGAAGGCAUCAUCAAAUGCAUUCUGGCCACUGACAUGACGAGACACAACGAGAUCCUCAACAAGUUCAAGUCCAUCCUGCCAGUUUUUGACUUCACUAACAAGGACCACAGAGACGUGCUGAUGAUGAUCCUGAUCAAAGUCAGCGACAUAUCCAAUGAGGCGCGGCCUAUGGAGGUGGCUGAGCCCUGGCUGGACUGUCUCCUGCAGGAAUUCUACAACCAGACAGGCUGA
Molecule: messenger RNA, 1282 nt
Organism: Labrus bergylta (ballan wrasse)
Lineage: Eukaryota; Metazoa; Chordata; Actinopteri; Labriformes; Labridae
Source: RefSeq, a predicted model, not a curated record